AUGGAGGACUCCCAGGAGACGUCGCCUUCCUCCAACAACUCCUCAGAAGAGCUCAGUUCUGCCCUGCAGCUGUCCAAGGGCAUGUCCAUCUUCCUCGACAUACUAAGGAGAGCAGAUAAAAAUGAUGAUGGAAAAUUAUCCUUUGAGGAAUUCAAAGCAUAUUUUGCAGACGGUGUGCUGAGUGGAGAAGACUUACAUGAGCUCUUCCAUACCAUUGAUACACAUAAUACCAACAAUCUUGACACAGAAGAACUAUGUGAAUAUUUUUCUCAGCACUUGGGUGAAUAUGAGAAUGUACUAGCAGCACUUGAAGACCUAAAUCUUUCCAUCCUGAAGGCAAUGGGCAAAACAAAGAAAGACUACCAAGAGGCCUCAAAUUUGGAACAAUUUGUGACUCGAUUUCUAUUGAAGGAGACCUUGAAUCAGCUGCAGUCUCUCCAAAAUUCCCUAGAAUGUGCUAUGGAAACUACUGAGGAACAAACUCGUCAAGAAAGGCAAGGGCCAAUCAAGCCAGAAGUCCUGUCUAUUCAAUGGCCUGGAAAACGAUCAAGCCGCCGAGUCCAGAGACACAACAGCUUCUCGCCCAACAGCCCUCAGUUUAAUGUCAGUGGUCCAGGCUUGUUAGAAGAAGACAACCAGUGGAUGACCCAGAUAAAUAGACUCCAGAAAUUAAUUGAUAGACUGGAGAAGAAGGAUCUCAAACUGGAACCACUGGAAGAAGAAGUUAUUGAAGGGAACACUAAAUCUCAUAUCAUGCUUGUGCAGCGUCAGAUGUCUGUGAUAGAAGAGGACUUGGAGGAAUUCCAACUUGCCCUGAAACACUACGUGGAGAGCGCUUCCUCCCAAAGUGGAUGCUUGCGUAUUUCUAUUCAGAAGCUUUCCAGUGAAUCUCGCUACAUAAUUUAUGAGUUCUGGGAGAAUAGUAGCGUAUGGAAUCGGCAUCUUCAGAUGAAUUAUAGCAAGACAUUCCAAAGAAGUAAUGUGGAUUUCUUGGAAACUCCAGAGCUUACCUCUACUAUGCUCGUUCCUGCUUCAUGGUGGAUCCUGAAUAACAACUAG
This is a messenger RNA of Chrysochloris asiatica (Cape golden mole), 1059 nucleotides long. It is a transcript of the gene NECAB1, whose product is annotated as N-terminal EF-hand calcium binding protein 1. Gene Ontology annotation, biological process: regulation of amyloid precursor protein biosynthetic process. Bases 1 to 1059 code for a protein of 352 amino acids. The transcript is spliced from 13 exons. Gene Ontology annotation, molecular function: calcium ion binding. The record is from RefSeq and is a predicted model, not a curated record. NCBI's taxonomy places the organism in Eukaryota, Metazoa, Chordata, Mammalia, Afrosoricida, Chrysochloridae. Gene Ontology annotation, cellular component: cytoplasm.